AUGGGAAGUCUGGGGGUUCAGCCAUUUCAGGCAAGCAUUCAUAAGAUCGAAGCCAAUCUCAAGGACCAACUUUUUUAUAUUGAAGGCACAGCCGCUCCGUCAUCUAUCGUCUCAGCCAUCGAAUCUACGGGACGAGAUGCGAUCUUGCGCGGAAGUGGAAAGUCGAACUCGGCCGGGGUGUGCAUCCUUGAGACUCACGCAAAAGCCGUGUCAGAUCCGGUCCGCGGAUUGGCACGUAUGGUACAAAUUUCCGAAGAGCAUACACUGGUGGACUUGACACUUCGAGGGGUGUCGCCGGGCACAUACUAUGCUACGGUUCGGGAAACGGGCGAUAUCUCACGUGGGGCAGCUUCAACAGGUGGGAUCUGGGGGUCAAUCAAGACCUUGGCAGGCUUUAAUCAGCCUCGUGGGGUGUUUGGAACGAUCCAAGUCGGUAAGGAGGGUCGUGGCAGUACAUUUUUGGACCAACCUGUAUCAGUUUGGGAAAUUGUUGGUCGCAGCAUGGUGGUGUCGAAACAGCAAGAGUCACCGUUUCAGCCUGAGGAUCAAGACACCCUUGUUGGCGUGAUCGCCCGGAGUGCAGGAGUCUGGGACAAUGACAAGACGGUAUGUAGUUGCUCGGGGAAGACAGUCUGGGAAGAGCGUAAGGAGCAGACGGGCAAAGGCAUGUUAUGA
This is a messenger RNA of Exophiala bonariae, 675 nucleotides long. RefSeq lists its product as uncharacterized. The record is from RefSeq and is a predicted model, not a curated record. Lineage: Eukaryota; Fungi; Ascomycota; Eurotiomycetes; Chaetothyriales; Herpotrichiellaceae. Gene Ontology annotation, biological process: superoxide metabolic process. Gene Ontology annotation, molecular function: superoxide dismutase copper chaperone activity; copper ion binding. The transcript is spliced from 2 exons. Gene Ontology annotation, cellular component: cytoplasm. The coding region runs from base 1 to 675 and encodes 224 amino acids.